AUGUUUUUAUCUGAAGAUUUAGAUCCAGAAGAAUUAAAGAAUGAAGCAAAUAUAAAAUGGAAAAAUGGAGAAUUAGAAGAUGCUAAUAACUUAUGGAGAAAAGCAUUAAAAGAAUGUAUAAAAUACUCAAUGAGAGGAUAUCCAACAACGAAAAAUAGAGAUAUGCAAAUAAGUUUACGAUUAAACCUAUCUUUGUAUCAUUUUAAAAAAAAGGAAUUUUCUGAGUGCAUUAAUCAAUGUAAUAUAAUUUUAGAAAAUUUAAUGAAUCUAGAUGAGAUAUUAAAUUAUUAUGAAAAUAAUGAAAAGAGUGAAAAGGAAGUAAAUAAAAUAAAUGAAGAGAAAAAAGAUGAUGCAACCAAUGAAAAUAAAUAUAUAAAAAAGGAUACUCUUAUAAAAAUAUUUCUGAGAAGAGCCAAUUCAUUUUUAUGUAUUCAAGAUUUUGAUAAAUGUAGAGAAAAUAUAAAAUUAAUUAUGAGAUUGGAUAAUAAAAAUUCAGAAACGGCAACUUUAGAGAAGAAAAUGAAAAUUGAGGAAAUGGAUUAUAAUAAAAAGCAAAAAGAAUUAUACAAAAAAAUGUGUAAUACAAGUAAAAAAAAAGAAUAA
This is a messenger RNA of Plasmodium relictum, 603 nucleotides long. RefSeq names its product conserved Plasmodium protein, unknown function. The coding region runs from base 1 to 603 and encodes 200 amino acids. Gene Ontology annotation, molecular function: protein binding. The transcript is spliced from 4 exons. NCBI's taxonomy places the organism in Eukaryota, Apicomplexa, Aconoidasida, Haemosporida, Plasmodiidae. The record is from RefSeq and is a predicted model, not a curated record.